AUGGCCCAUAUCCUGUUGCUCGCCUCCGUCGUCGCGCUCGCUGCGGCGUGUGGUGACGUCGCCUCGGCACAGGGUCCCUCGCCGGCGACGGCAACCGACUGCGUCGCAGUGGUUCAUGCCCGCCUGCUCCCGUGCCUGACGUACGUGCAGGCCGGGAGCAACCUGACAAGGCCCGAAAAAGGGUGCUGCCGGGGGCUUUCCUCAGCCGCGAAAGACGACCUUGAUGAGCCGGCGAACUUCAUUUGUGACCGGGAGCAAUGUCCGGAAAGCUCCUAUGAUUCUCCGUCGCGGUGUCUCUGCAUGUUCCUGUCCGCGAGGUCGACGCUGACAUCUCCGUCGACCGAAACAAGGCCCUGUUGCUGCCUACCGUCUGCAACACGAUGGCGCCUCCGCCAAGCCUGUGCCCGUGUAAGUUUUUAUUCUCCGCCUCCCACAUCUACUCAGAGCUUCUCCUACCGGCGAUUAGAUUGUUCCUCCCCCUCCCGGAUCUUUGA
Molecule: messenger RNA, 494 nt
Organism: Spirodela intermedia
Lineage: Eukaryota; Viridiplantae; Streptophyta; Magnoliopsida; Alismatales; Araceae
Source: the annotation of a GenBank genome assembly